Eimeria mitis is the source of this 7743-nucleotide messenger RNA. RefSeq lists its product as uncharacterized. The record is from RefSeq and is a predicted model, not a curated record. Gene Ontology annotation, cellular component: nucleus; chromatin. Lineage: Eukaryota; Apicomplexa; Conoidasida; Eucoccidiorida; Eimeriidae. Gene Ontology annotation, biological process: regulation of DNA-templated transcription; chromatin remodeling.
AUGGCGAUAGGGGCCCGUAUACCCUGCAGGAGCCGACCUUUGGGAGCCCUGUGGGGCCCCCGGGCCCUAUGUCUCGCUGGGGGGCCCCUGCAGCGGCCCUUUGGGGGGCCCCUAAGGCAGCAGCAGCCGCUGCUGCAGCAGCAGCAGCAGCAGCAGCAGCAGCGGCGGGGCCUUAGUACCUUAACUGCGGGGGCCCUCGUUGCAGUACCCUCUAGGGGCCUCCUCUCUAUAUCCGGGCCUGAAGCUGCUUCGCUGUUACAAAACCUCAUCUCUCAGGACCUCCGCUGCUUCGCCCCUGUGCUGGGGCCCCAGGCAGCAGCAGCCCUGGGGCCCCUGGGGCCCCCGGGGGCCCCGGGGCCCCUCACCCGCUUGCAGGUGAAGCCGAAUACGAAGCAGCAGCAGCUUCCGGAUAGCCAGACGGCCUUUCCGCUGCCCCCCAGAGCCUUUAACCUCUGCAGCAGCGACAGCAGCAGCGACAGCAGCAGCGACAGCAGCAGCAGCAGCAGCAGCAGCAGCAGCAGCAGAAUUCAGCAGCUGCGGCUCUGGCGACGCCCUGCAGUUGCAACAGCAUUUUUAAGUGCUAAGGGUAGAGUGCUUGCAGAUGCAUUACUUCUUUGGAGAGACACCACGGAUGGGUCUCCUCGUUUUCUUUUGGAUGUCGGCGCGGGGGUACUGAGCCGUCUCCUUCUUUACCUUAAGCGUCACGCGAUAGCAGCAGAUAUAUCUAUAACUGAGGAGACAUCUCUGACUCCUCUGCAGCUGCUGCCGUCUCCGCAGCUAUCGUUGCUGCUGCAGCAAGGGGGGGCUGGAUGGGGGCCCCGGGCCCUCAGGAGGCCCCACCAAGAGGGGCCCCCUGAGGCUCUGUUUCAGCAGACAUAUGACUUUGCUUGUUUUCCAAAAGAAGGUAAAUUUGUAUUUCGGUAUAUUGAGGCCCCCAGCACGACAGCAGCAGCAGAUGCAGCAGCAGCAGCAGAAGGCUUCCUACCCUCAACAGAUGCAGCAGCAGCAGCAGCAGCAGCAGCAGCAGCGGAGGGAGAACAUGGAAAAGGUAGAUGGACAGAGGGUUUAAUUGCUGCUGAUCCACGCACCUGGCGAAUGGGCCACCGGGUGUACAUACACCGCAAUUUCUGGGGCCCCCAGUUUCCCCUGGGGGCCCCCCAGGGGCCCCUGGGGGGCCCCCCGCUUCCCCUUGCGCAGGAAGAGGGUACGAGAAAGAGCUGUAUAGAAGGAGCAGCAACUCCAGGAGAUGCAGCAGCAGGAAAGCAUGAAGAUAUGAAGGAUUCUAAGCAAGAGGGAGAGGAGAAGGUGCAGCAUCAGGUUUGUGGGUAUGAGCUGUAUAGACACCUGGUGGGUGUAUGUGAAGGCCCUGAGGAAGUAGGUGUAGGGGGGCUGCUGCCUCUCCCUUUAAAUAUGGAUUGCUGGUGGCUCGAGGCGUUGACAGCAGCAGCAACGAGGACUUCGUAUAGGUUAUGGGGGCCCCCCGGGGGCCCCCCAAGGCUACCACCGCCAGCUGGACUUUCUAGUGAGUAUGAGGAGAUACAUGGGGCGGGGGGGCCCCACCAAGAGACAGAGCAAGACCCCAGUAUGCCUGAGGGGCAAUGCAUUGGCUCAGGGUCUCGGGUGUAUAGACAGGAGACAGGAGACAGCUCAGAAAAAGAUGCAGAGUGGAAAGAGGUGGGGUUGGUGGUUGCGUUCAAUGAGGAGACAGGCGCAGGGAUUUGUCUCCUUAGGAGUAAACCGGCUGAUGGGCCCCUCAAGACACCCCAGGACCUGGCGAAGUUUGCUGUGGCUCUUGCGGGGGCCCCCGGGGGCCCCCAAGCCGAGGCGGUUGCUGCUGUCUGUACACCGCAACACCAAAUGAAGCAGCAAAAGGAGGGCCCACUGUUUCCUGAGUAUCUUGAAGAUGAGCAGCAGCAGCAGCAGCUGCAGCAGCAGCAGCAGCAGCAGCAGCAUGCGGUGGACAUAUCAGGACUUUCUUGCGGCACAUCAUACAACCCAGAGGCAACUCUGCUGCAGCUGGGGUUGUCUAGGGAUCUGCUGCAGCAGCAGCAGCAGCAGCUGCAGCAGCAAAAGCCACAGCUGCUGCUGGAGUUAGAAGCAGAAGCAGCAGCAAAAGAGGAUCGAAGAAUAACAGAAGCAGCACUGGUAUGCGGUGAGGUGAAUCUAGAGAGAGACGAGAGGGAGCACCGCAGGCAGUUCAAGCUGCAGCAGCAGCAGCAGCAGCAGCAGCAGCAGCAGCAGCAGCAGCAGCAGCAGCAGCGACUGCAGCAGCAACAUGAAGACGAAGCUUACAGAAUCCACAAGGAGAGAAGAAGACGUCAGCGACAAAAGGAAAAGCAGCAGAAGCAGCAGCAGCAACAGCAGCUGCUGCUGCUGCCAGAAGCUGCAUGCACAGGCCCCCGCCGCAGCAGCAGCAGCAGCUCUGAUGAAAGUGUGAUUAUAAUAGACCCUCCCUCUUCCAGCAGCAGUAGCAGCAGCAGCAGCAGCAGCAUCACUAGCAGCAGCAUUGAUGUCAGCAGCAGCACGAGCAACAGCAGCAGCAGCAGUAGCAGGUGGCCGCUUGUUACUGCAUCUGCUGCUGCAUCAGCUGCUGCUGCUGCUGCUGCUGGGCUCCAUGUCUCCCCCGAUAUAAUCCGAAAGCUAGAUGAGGCCUCGGCAAAGCCCCAAACUAUAUGGGAUCUAAAACGCAUGCAAACAGCAGCAACUGCUGCUGAGGGGCUCCUGCUGCACCCUAAGCACAGACAGAGGAGCACGAAGUCCGCCGGUACCACCCAGCAGCACCAAGCAGCUGCCAGCAGCAGCAGCAGCAGCAGCAGCAGCAGCAGCGGGGUAGCAGCAGAUGCUGGAGCUGCAACAUCCUUUCCUGUGGACCGGCGGAGGAGGAGGAAAGCAAUAGCAGCAGCAGCAGCAGCAGAAGCUGCUGCUAGCAUUGCUGCUGCUGCAGACAGGCCUGUGCAGCUCGGUCAUAAUUUUUCUGUUGCUAUAGAUGGGCUGGAGAAGCCGCUGCUGUUUUCUGCUGCUGCAGGUGCAGCAGAGAGAACAGCAGCAGCAGCCAGCAACAGCAGCAGCAGCAGCAGCAGCAGCAGCAGUGAAGGUGAAGACGAAGACACGACGGCAACAGCGGCAGAGGCGAGGAGGAAUCUGCAGCAGCAGGAAGAGGAACUGCUGCUGCUGCAGCAGCAGGAACAUCUGCUGCUGCUGUGCAGACAAAAGCCGAGAGACGUGGAGCUGUGGGUGCAGCUAGUGGCGCUGCAGCAGCAGCUUCUACAGCAGCAGCAGCAGCUGCUGCUGGCAGAGGUAACGUCUGAACAGGUGCUGCUGCGGCAGCAGGACGUCCUUGACUUGGCAUGCGGGAGCGAGACAAAUGCUGCAGCAGCAGCAGCAGCAGCAGCAGCAACAGCAGCAACGGCAGCGCCGUCUCUGGUUGUGCUGAGGCGCUUGCUGCUGCUGCAGCAAACAGGGACCCCUCUUGCAGCUCCUGCGUGGCGUAACACCGCAGCCCUACUGGGAAAGCUGAUGGUCUCCCUGAACCCCAGCAGCAGCAGCAGCAGCAGCAGCAGCAGCAACAGCAGAAACAGCAGCACCCAACUUUCGCUUACACUAGCGAGGUCUCUGUGCAGCGCUGCUGCUGGCUCUUCUCAGCAUUCCGAGGAAUCCAUGCGGCUGCUCAUGGGGGACUUGCUGCGUGCAGCAUCAGAAACGAUUGCUCCCGCAGCAGCAGGAGCAGCAGCAGCAGCAGCAGCAGGAGAAACAGCAGCAACAGCAGCAGCAACAGCAGCAGAUAACUAUAGAACAUGUCUCGCAUUACUGCAUGCGGUUCUCUUUGAUUUCAUAUUACCAGUAGAAGUGAAGUCAGGCCGUGUUGCUGUUGCUGCUGCUACAGCCCAGGCUGUUGUUCACUUGGCGUUGCUGCAUGUUCAGCAGCAGCAGCAGCUGUUGCUGCAGCAGCAGCAACAGCAACAGCAUCAGCAUCAGCAGCAGCAACAGCAGCAAAUGAUGCCCCCCUUGGACCAGUUGAAGCAAAUAUGGACAGGUGAGAGCAGCAACUGCUCCAGGCGCGCGGGGGAGAUCGGCUGCAGACUGCAGCAGCAGCAACAGCAGCAGCAACAGCAAGUGUGCAGCAGCCCGGCUACGACAGUGUAUAUGCAGCUCUGUGAAUCUGUUGAUAGCAACGUGGCGGCUAUGCGGGAGGCCCAAAGAGGCCUGCAGCAGCAGCUGCUGCAGUCCGAUGCAACAAGUGAAGGAGCUGCAAGUCUUGACAACCACAGCAACAGCAGCAGCAGCAGCAACAGCAGCAGCUGCAGCAGCAGCAGCAGCAACAGCAGCAGCAGCAGCAGCAGCAGAAGCAGAAGCAGAGGUUGUGGUGAGGAGGUACGCGGCUUUGCUGCCUACUGUGUUGCAGACUUCGGGGCCUCGUGCUUCGGAUGGAGAGGUGCUGCGGGAGGCGCUGCAGCAUCAGAGGGAGCAGCAGCAGCAGCAGCAUCCACAGAAGCAAACGCAGCAGCAGAAGCUGCUGCUGCUGGCAAGGUAGCAGCAGAAGCAGCCAUUGCAGCAGCAACAGAUGCAGCAAAAGUGGGAGAAGCCGCAGCAGCUGCCAGUGCAGCAGCAGAAACCGCAGCAGCAAAUCCUUCGUUUGCUGCUAUGGAUGCAAUGCGACGUGCUGCAGAUGCAGCAGCAGCAGCAGCACAGGCAGCAACAAAGACCGCUGUAGAAGCAAGAAAUGCAGCAGCAGCAGCAGCAGCAGAGCAGCAGCAGCAGCAGCAGACCUCAAGCUGCCGUCUCUGCUGCUGCAGCAGAACAAAGAUCCUCAGCAGCAGCAGCUUCAGCAGGGCCACCAACAGCAGCAGCAGAGCCAGCAGCGGCUGCGGUGUACCGACCGCUUCAAGUGCAGCAGCAGGGAAACCAACAGACGCAGCAGCAACUGCAGCAGCAGCAGCAGCUGCUGCUGCAGCAGGCCCAGCCUAUGGAUUAAUUCUUGGGGUUCUUGACUGUCUAUGCGCUCCCACGCUGCACAGGUUUCCUUCGAGCCAUCCCCGGCUGCUGCGAGGAGACACUGCAGCAGCAGCAGCAACAGAUGCAGCAAGGCUCAGAGCCCUCGUGCUUCUACUGCAGCAGCAGGAGGAGCAGCAGCAGCACCAGCAACAACAGACUGUCUUUCCGUCAGAAAGCAUGGGGCUAGGUAGCAGCAGCAGCAGCAGCAGCAACAGCAGCAUCAACAACACCAACAACGGCGCUGUCCCCUUUUCUUUCUUCUGGCCGCUUCCCUCCUUGCUUCCUGCUGCUGAUACCCCGCUGCUGCAGCAGCAGACACGAGCUGCAACACGUUGGCUGUUAACUCAGAGACGCUUGCGGCGGGCUGUGCUGCGGUUCCAGCAGCAGCACAGCAGCAACAGCAGCAAAGGCAGCAACAGCAGCAGCGGCUCCGUAUGUUGCAGCAACGCCCUUCUUGCAUUCCCUGAUGACCGUCUUUUGUUGUACUGUGCUUUGUGUCUCUGCCCAUCCUCUAAGAUCUUUCGGUUGGUUCUUAAACGAAAUGAAGCAGAGCCGGCCUUGUGGCUCACCUUUGCUUCCUCACUGUUCCUGCAAGCAGCAGCAGCCGACACGUCUGGUCACAGCAGCAGCAGCAGCAGCAGCAGCAACAGCAGCAGCAGCAGUAGCAUUGGAACGAAAAAAAACUCCCCGCAGGCACUGGUGCUUCAGGGAAGAAAGGUGCUGCUGACGUGCUGCAGUGCCUUUGCAGCGCAUGCGCCCCUUGCAGCUUCUUGGGCCUUUCUCGAGCUGACUACUGCAGCUGCUGCAGAUGCUGCUGCUGCAGAAGCUGCUGCUGCAGCCGCUGCUGCUUCAGAUGCGGCUGCUGCUGCUGCAGAUAUGCUUACGCAUGAACUGGAAGAGGAGCAACGGCAGCAGAAAGGUGGAGUCCUCCCACCUCUGUUAUGCUUCAGCUGGCCAUGGGCAUGUUGGUUAGGUAGCCUAGGAGGCAUGGCUCCUCAGCAGCAGCAGCAGCAGCAGCAGCAGGAGCAGCAGCAGCAGGAGCAGCAAGUGUGCGUUCUGCCUUUUGAGGGGUGGGGAGUUGCGGCCGCAGCGAUGCAUGUAGCCAUGUGUUCUGCUGAUCGUUCGUUUGCCUCCUUUAACCCCGCCUCGCCUGGGGUCCUACAGCAGCAGAUGCAGCAGCAGCAAGAGCAGCAGCAGCAGCUGCAGCAGCAAGAUGCGGAUAGCUCUAUGGAGGCAGAUACUGCGGCAGGUCCCCUUCCAUUUGCUCGGUCUCAGGUGGCUGCUUGCUGCGCCGUGUUGCUGCAGCGCUCAAAGAUUGCUGCAGCUGGUGCUGCUGCAGUUGCUGCUGCGAAUGCCAGCGCCUUUCCCCUGCUGACGUCUCCUCCCUGGGCAAACCUUUUCCUUGCACUGCUGCUGCAGGCUGCCUUGUCGCCGACGGCUGCUGCUAUGUGGGGCGUCUUCGAGCAGCACUAUGCUGCUGUUGCUGCUGCUGCUGCUGCUAGCGCUGCUGCAGCGGCUGGUGGCAACGGGUGCUGCGCCAGCUGCUGCGGAUGCUCGUCAGCCGGUGGGGGUACGAGUUCCGAUGCAGCUUCAGGCAGCAGCAGCAAAAGCAGCAACAUUGGUCUCAACAGCAACGCAAACAAUGAGAACAGCAGCAGCAGCAGCAGCAGCAGCGCCUGUAGUGGAAGUCCACUGGCGCGCUGCGGGCUCUGCAGCAGCAGUGAGGCAGCACGAUGCGAGGAGUUAGCGUUGUCGUUUAUUUUGGUUCUUCUUCUGGCUCUGAGCGUGCCAGAAGCAGCAGGAGAGCAAGAAGCAGCAGCACGUAGCAGUGGGGCUGUGUCUGCUGCUGGAGAAGGCGGGAGCUUGCUUAAGGCAGUGGACUUCAUGCUGCGGCGCUUUCCAUCGAAUCCUUUUUUCCUUGCGGUGUACACGCAGCUACUCUUGCGUCCUGGAGUCAAGGGACGUCGUGCUGUGCGGGCGCUCUACAAGGAGUUGCUGCUAGGACCCCGCGCAGCAGCAACAGCAGCAGCAGCAGGAGCAGCCAGGGCAAAACCUGUUUGCUGGUGGCCUUCUGCGGCGACGCUGGAGAGUGCGUUUAUGUCUGAAUGGUUGAUUGCUAGGAAAGCAGCGAAGACAGUUUCACAAUGGCGGUUGGAAAUGCUGGCUCAGUGGGCCAGCAGGCACACGAGCUUUCCCUUCACGCUGCUGCAGCGGCUCCCCGGUGUUCAAGAGGGAAUGCCUUGUGGCACAGCAGUGCUGCAGCGGGAGCAGCAGUUUUGGGUGUAUCUCCAGGCUCUGCUGCUCAGCAUGAACAGCAGCAGCACAAGCAGCAGUAUACGCGGUGCUGUUUCUGACGCAACAGGCGCUGCUGCAGUGCUGGAAUCUCUCAACGGCACAGUCAUCGCGAGCCUCUGUGAGAGGUUGUGGACCCCACAACUGCAGCAGCAAAGCCAGGCUGACGAUAGGGAGCAGCAGCAGCAGAAGCAGUACAGAGACAGACUGCAGCACGAAGCUUCUCUUAUGGAGGAGCGGCUGCUACAGGCCGUCUGUGGGUGCCCCUUUUCAAAGAGGAUGUGGCUGUUGCUGCUGCACGUACAGCACGGUCGAAGGCGUCAAGACGGAGCUGAGGCAGCGGCAGCUCUGACAGGAGGCGCAGCAGCAGCAGAGGAUGCUGUAUUGCUGCUUGUUGAUGCACUGCAGCGGGGCCUGCACUUCUGGGCAGACCCUGUAGCAGCUUUAGCGUUCCCAUAG